This is a messenger RNA of Theileria parva strain Muguga, 1564 nucleotides long. RefSeq names its product AP-1 complex subunit mu-1 (gene Ap1m1). The record is from RefSeq and is a predicted model, not a curated record. Gene Ontology annotation, cellular component: clathrin adaptor complex; cytoplasmic vesicle. The transcript has a single exon. Gene Ontology annotation, biological process: intracellular protein transport; vesicle-mediated transport. Lineage: Eukaryota; Apicomplexa; Aconoidasida; Piroplasmida; Theileriidae. Bases 246 to 1550 code for a protein of 434 amino acids.
AAUUCAUCGCAUAAUGUAUUUUAUAAAAAAAUUUAUAAUCUGUACUAGUAAUUUUUAUUAUUGUGUUUGAGCCGUUUUGAGCCAAAUUUACCCUGUAUUUUAGUUUUUUAUCGAUCUUUUAUUUUUUUCUCAAUUCUCUCAUUAUUUUUUUAGUUUUCUCAAUUUUUCAUUUUUAUUCCUAAAAUUACAUCACUUUAACUAUAAUUCCGAUAAUAAUAGUAUGAUACAAAGAGGAUAAUGAUUAGAUGGGAGGUAUAAGUGGAAUAUACAUAUUGGAUUUGAAAGGAAGGCUAAUAAUUUGCAGAAAUUAUAAAGCAGACCUGUUAACGAAUGUUUGUGAUGCGUUUUACGAGAAUGUGAUAUUACAGGAUUCGAGUACUCUGAAGCCAGUGUUCCACAGUGAUGGGUGUACGUUCUCCUGGGUCUCCCAGAAUGGGAUUUACUUCAUAGCAGUGGCUUCUUCUAACUAUAACGUAUCACUUUCAAUCUCGUUUUUGUACAGGUUUGUGGGUGUUUUAACAAGUUACUUUAAACACCUAAAUGAGGAGAGUAUAAGGGAUAAUUUUGCAAUUGUGUACGAAUUAUUGGAUGAGAUGAUAGAUAAUGGUUUUCCUCAAGUAACUGAAGUAAGUGUUUUGAGAGAAUUCAUUAAAAACCAAUAUCACCAGUUAACGCUUGACAAGGUUCGACCACCUACAACCAUGACAAACUCCGUUUCUUGGCGCAGAGAAGGCAUUAAACAUAAGAAGAACGAGUUGUUUCUUGACGUUAUUGAGAGUUUAGACCUCAUCUUAUCCGCAAGUGGAACUGUUUUAAGGUCUGAAAUUAAAGGCUGUUUGAAGAUGAAAUCAUAUCUGUCAAAUAUGCCAGAAGUGUUUUUAUGCCUUAAUGAUAAGCUUUUAUUCUCAGCUGAUUCGAAUACAAUGGGCUCAGAUACUAAUGGGAAUUCAGUAAAAAGUUUCGUCGAGUUGGAAGACGUCAAGUUCCACCAAUGUGUUGAACUUACAAAGUUUAACUCAGAUCGCACAAUCACAUUUAUACCGCCGGAUGGUGAAUUUGAACUCAUGACAUAUCGCCUACGCUGUAGAGUUAAACCUCUUUUCUCACUCUAUGUAACUUAUAACAGUAAAUCCAGUACUAGGAUAGAGUUUUACGUAAAAGCGACUUCACAGUUUAAGUCUAAAUCAAUGGCAACUAAUGUUGAAUUCCUGAUACCAGUGCCGUCAGAUGUUAAUUGCCCAGAGUUUAAUCCAACCCAGGGAAGUGUAAAGUAUUUACCAGACCAGGACGCAAUAACUUGGUAUGUCAAGCAAUUUCAAGGAGAUAAAGUUUACACAAUGUUCGCAUCGUUUGGACUUCCUUCAGUCUCAGAUGAGUCUAGGAACACAUUUUCCAAGAACCCAGUUAAAAUCAAGUUUGAAAUCCCCUACUACACAGUCUCUGGCAUCAACGUUAAACACCUCAGAAUCACUGAUAAAACUGGAUAUAAAGCCCUUCCAUGGGUUAGAUACAUCACCAAAAACGGCGAUUAUCAACUUAGAAUGGCAUAAUCUCAUAUUCCCAA